This is a messenger RNA of Nannizzia gypsea CBS 118893, 744 nucleotides long. RefSeq lists its product as hypothetical. The record is from RefSeq and is a predicted model, not a curated record. NCBI's taxonomy places the organism in Eukaryota, Fungi, Ascomycota, Eurotiomycetes, Onygenales, Arthrodermataceae. Bases 1 to 744 code for a protein of 247 amino acids. The transcript is spliced from 2 exons.
AUGGCUCCAGGGUAUAGCAGACGCGAUGUCGAGAUCCUGAGAGUAUGGCUAGAUUCGGACGAGGUGAAAGACUACAUUACUGCAUGCGAUGAGAGGAACGGGAAUUAUGCAUUCCACAAGGCAAGGUGUAGGCAGCAAUUUGCUAAACUAUUCUAUGACAAUAUCAGAGAAAGUGGUGAACUAAAAUACCCCGGGGCCCUCUGGAUUAUGGCUAUUAUUGGUCGAAUUCUAGCCGCCUUUCUAAGGAAAUCAGCACUUGAAAUUAUAACAAGUAGCAGCGACUGGAAUGGGGCCUAUUGGCUCGGGGAACUUAUAAGUUUAUUUAGUAUGGGGCUGCAAUUAGUUAUUGCUUACAACUCGAGGUGGAGUACCACCGCAACCCGUACCAUGAUAUUGGUAUGUACCUUUAUCUCUCACCUGACGGACUCUAUUUUCGCAUGCUACCUUGGGUCUAGAGAAGAUAAGGCCUUCUUCAACGGCAUAUCCUAUGUGUCAAGGAUUGGUAGCGAGCUGGUCAUCACAAUUAUAGGCUGCUGGGGUAUGAUACGUACCACGCAGCCCCAAGAAGUGGACAAAGCCGAAUACCUGAACAGGUGGAUUAAGCUGCCCGUUGACUACAAGUAUUGGGCCGAAAGCUCUCUCGCUAACCACCGCGACGAAACAAUCUUCCAGAAAUUGCCUCGCCGCGGUCGCGGACCAAUCAUACAAACUCUGCCGAGAGCCCUUCCGCCGUUGGCCCAUUAG